Molecule: messenger RNA, 1007 nt
Organism: Cyprinodon variegatus (sheepshead minnow)
Lineage: Eukaryota; Metazoa; Chordata; Actinopteri; Cyprinodontiformes; Cyprinodontidae
Gene: nrg4
Product: neuregulin 4
Exons: 5
Coding region: 160-489 (109 amino acids)
Biological process (GO): epidermal growth factor receptor signaling pathway; positive regulation of mitotic nuclear division; positive regulation of cell population proliferation
Source: RefSeq, a predicted model, not a curated record
GGAUAAACUGCCACUGCUGCAUUCUUUAAGCAAAAGCACACCCACAUGAGAAAACUGCACAGAGAUGCAGGUGCCACAAAGAUUUACCUCAAGGACCAGCAGCAGAGGAUUUCAUGAGCUGGUUUUCUGUUAGGAUAUACCACAGCUAAAGCACUUCAAAUGAUGGAAGAACACGGAAAGCUUUGUGAUCCACAAGAUGCAACCUAUUGCAUGAAUGGAGGGACAUGUUAUAAAAUGCCAUCUAUUGAUACGUUCUUCUGCCACUGCACGGGAAAUUACGCAGGAAGCAGAUGUGAGCAUUUAACGCUACAAUAUCAAUCUUUGGAUGAAAUGGAGAGAGGAUUAUUAGCAGCUGUGAUCAUCAUAGUCAUCCUCAUCUUGGUGGUGCUGGCUGUUGUCAUCUACUAUGUGCAAAAGAUGAUAAGACAAGGAAAAAUGACAGAACAAAAACGGAACAAGGGCCUCUUCAGAGAAACCUCGAACAUAUGAGCUUUCCUAAUGAUAUCUCUGUGUGUUUGUGUGUGUUUUAAAAUAAUAAAUAUAUUUUUUAAUUUUGUUACAGUUAACUAUGUAAUCUGCAGAGUCUCUUUUAAAAUGAGUAAAUUUAUGGAAGAUAUGAAAUAAGUGGUUGGGAAAUUAAUGCAGCUUCUUAACUUUGAUAAAAGUUAGAAGCCACAACUUUUUACAUUUCAGUGUAUUUUUCUAAAUGUGCUUUCGAAAAGUGAGUUGAGACAACCUAAUCUUGUUUUGUGAAAUAUUUGGUAGAAAAAAACAAAACAAAUUAACACAAAACAAAGCAACCAAUUGUAAAAAGUAACUGGAUGCUUUAAAAAAGUAGUUGUAAUAAACAUGUUUGUAAAUGUUUUAGUAUAUUCUAUGGUGCUUACUUUAGAAUUAUGAAGACGGUUUAUUCAUAUCCUUUUUUUAUGACAGUGCUUUUUUAAGCCGUUGUGAAAUUGUAAUUGCCCAAGAGAACCUCUAGACUGGCCAUAGUGAUCUCAAUUCCC